Molecule: messenger RNA, 462 nt
Organism: Mya arenaria
Lineage: Eukaryota; Metazoa; Mollusca; Bivalvia; Myida; Myidae
Exons: 2
Coding region: 1-462 (153 amino acids)
Cellular component (GO): nucleus
Source: RefSeq, a predicted model, not a curated record
AUGGCUGCCCAAGCAGACAACACUUUGUCAUUGUCAGAAAAAAAUAAGAAAAGAGGUUGCAACUUUAGUGCAUAUGAGAGGGAAAUUCUCAUAACUGAAUAUGAAAAAGUAAAGGACAAAUUAAAUAACGCAAAGGUAUCACAAGAUGCGAAACAAAAGAUGUGGGAUUGUAUUGGAAGUGCUGUUUCACUUGCUGGAGUUGGGAUAAGAACAGGAAAAGAUGUGAGAAACAAAUUUCACAACUUGAACUGGGUUGCAAAGUCAACAGAAAUGCAACAAAGAAAGCAUUUGAAGGGAACAGGGGGUGGACCACCAUCUGAAAAACCGCCCGAGGAGGUGCUCCGCCUUAUUAACAUCAAUAAGGCAGACCCAGGCUUCAGUGGGAUUCCUGGUGGGCUAGAAACCACAAUUGCAGCAGAGAAGGCGCUUGCCAACUUCUGUCAUGAUUCAUGUGCCACUUGA